This is a messenger RNA of Plasmodium coatneyi, 915 nucleotides long. RefSeq names its product 60S ribosomal protein L17. Gene Ontology annotation, biological process: cytoplasmic translation. The coding region runs from base 12 to 611 and encodes 199 amino acids. The record is from RefSeq and is a predicted model, not a curated record. Gene Ontology annotation, cellular component: cytosolic large ribosomal subunit; ribosome. Lineage: Eukaryota; Apicomplexa; Aconoidasida; Haemosporida; Plasmodiidae. The transcript is spliced from 3 exons. Gene Ontology annotation, molecular function: structural constituent of ribosome.
UUUUUUUGGAAAUGGUUAAGUACGCGAAGAAGUUGAGGGACUUUGGGAAAUGCGCCAAGGGGGCGGGUAUGGAUUUAAGGGUCCACUUUAAAAACACGUACGAAACGGCGAGGGCUAUAAGGAGAAUGAAAUUGUUGGACGCGAAAAAGUACCUGAAUGACGUCAUCGAGAAGAAGAGGUGUGUGCCGUUUCGUAGGUACAACGGAGGUGUUGGAAGGACGAACCAAGCCAAGGAGUUUAACCACACGCAGGGAAGAUGGCCCGCGAAAUCGUGCAAGUUUCUGUUAAACGUGUUGGAUAAUGUUCAGGCCAAUGCAGAGGCAAGAAACCUGGAAGUGAGCAAGCUGAGGCUAAUCCACGUGAUGGUGAACAGAGCCCGUGCAGGACGAAGAAGAACGUUUAAGGCCCACGGUCGAAUCAACCCCUUCAUGUCAUCCCCGUGCCACAUCCAAGUAAUCGCAAAGGAGAUUUCCAAGCCAGCGAAAAAGUCCCUCCUGACAAACGCGGAAAAGCAGAAAGAACUCCCCUUCAAAAUUACCUUAAAAAAAUUGAUCAAAUUAAACAUUUCGAAGAAGAACUUUGCAAAGAAUAAGAAGAAGGCCGUAAAUUAAUUUUACAAAUUGCAUGCACGUUGGAACAUUUUAACUUUGACCUGAAUUUUAUUUUUCCCCCUUUUUUUUUUUUUUUUUUCAAAAUGUUGCUGUGUUGAGUGCUAACCGUUAGCGCGAAAUUGGGGGUGUGUCUGUGAAAAGCGCUUAAAAAGGAAGAAGACGUAGAGCGGCAAUCAUCCAUGUAGAUGCAUAUGCAUAUGUACGUUUGUACAUAUAUAACCUGUGCAUGCUAUGCAUGAUCGAACGGAACAAACUAAAUGCACAACUAUAUAAAAUUAAAAAAAAAAAAAAUAGUAUUAUUUUU